GCGGAGAUCUGACUUUCAGAUGGCCAGACGUGGCAGUCUACAGUCUCUUGAAGAGCAUCUUCGUUGCCCUGUGUGCCUGGAAGUCUUCUCCGAACCUCUCAUGCUGCAAUGCGGUCACUCGUACUGUCGAGGUUGCGUGCGUUCACUAACCAUGGACCCACUUGGCCAGCUCCAGUGCCCCAUAUGCCGCUGUGCUGUGGAUGUUGACAACUCUCCACCCAACGUGGCACUGGCUCGCAUUGUGGAAGCCCUGCAGGAGAUCAGUGGACCUGGGCACGGGCCACCAGAGACAUGCAACCAGCACCAUAACCCCUUAAGUCUUUACUGUGAGGAGGACCAGGCACUGAUCUGCGGACUGUGUGGCAGCAUUGGAGGCCAUCGGGCACAUAAGGUCACCCCCAUCAGCAGCGUCUACAGUCGUAUGAAGGAGGACAUUUCAUCUUUAAUGACUGAGUUCCAGACCCAGAAGAGAAAGCUGGAAGAGCAGAUUUGUAAAAUGGCCUACAACAAGUCUCGCAUUACAAACGAGUCUGAUGUGCUGAAGUGGGUGGUGCGGAAGGAGUUUGGAGAGAUACGGCAUUAUGUGGAGCUCGAGGAGGCCAGAUUCAUGCAGAAAGUGGAGAGCACAACCUCCACCCUUAUCUCCUCCAUCCAAGUCCAGUCUGACCAACUCAGCCAACAUCUGACAAAAUUUCAGGAAGCUGAAAACAUACUUGAAUCUCUGAGUAAUGAAAGUCAUCUGGACUUUAUCACUAAAUAUGGAUCCAUUGCCCCAAGGCUAAGAGAGAGCCAACAAAAGGAACAGAGAAAGGAGAGGACCUACAGCUCUGUUAGCUUCAAACCAGGUUUCAAUCACAGUGAUGUCAAGAUUGCAGUAUGGAAGCGUUUACACAGGAGAGUUCUACCAGCUCCCGAAUGUCUAAAAUUUGACCCUCUCACUGCUCACCCCCUGCUAAAGCUGAGUAAAAACAACACCCGCGUGGAGUGUGGUGUCCUUAUCAACCGCCUGCCCAACAACCCUGAGCGUUUCAGCUACAGCUAUUGUGUGCUGGCCGGUCGUGGCUUUUCUUCAGGCAAACACUACUGGGAGGUCCAGGUAGGACGGAAAACAAAGUGGCGGUUGGGACUAAUCAAAGGGACCACCUGCCGUAAGAGUAAGCUUCCUAAAAGCCCUGAGGGUGGGGUGUGGCUGAUUGGCCUGAAAGAGGGACGGCUGUAUGAGGCUUUCUCCUCCAGCUCCGGUCCUCGCGUUACUCUUCCCCUUACGACACAGCCACAUCGUUUGGGGCUUUUCCUGGACUAUGAGAAAGGAGAGAUGACAUUUUAUAAUGCUGACAGUCCUGACGAGCUCGGGUUCAUUUAUUCAUAUCAGACUGAGCUGCAGGGUAAAGUUUACCCGCUGUUUGAUGUGUGCUGGCAUGAGCGCGGUGCCAACAAUCUGCCAGUCUGUCUGCCUCAGUCAGUCACUGAGGCAUAA
Trichomycterus rosablanca is the source of this 1477-nucleotide messenger RNA. Its product is annotated as E3 ubiquitin-protein ligase TRIM50-like. The transcript has 6 exons. NCBI's taxonomy places the organism in Eukaryota, Metazoa, Chordata, Actinopteri, Siluriformes, Trichomycteridae. Gene Ontology annotation, molecular function: zinc ion binding; ubiquitin protein ligase activity; protein binding. Gene Ontology annotation, biological process: protein ubiquitination. The coding region runs from base 20 to 1477 and encodes 485 amino acids. The record is from RefSeq and is a predicted model, not a curated record. Gene Ontology annotation, cellular component: cytoplasm.